Aspergillus clavatus NRRL 1 is the source of this 1626-nucleotide messenger RNA. RefSeq names its product putative acetamidase. The record is from RefSeq and is a predicted model, not a curated record. The transcript is spliced from 7 exons. Bases 1 to 1626 code for a protein of 541 amino acids. Lineage: Eukaryota; Fungi; Ascomycota; Eurotiomycetes; Eurotiales; Aspergillaceae.
AUGACCAUCCCCUCGUGGAAAUCAAUCGUUCAUCGAAAACGCGCCGACCAGCUCAAAGCUAUUCCCUCGUCCUGGCGCCUUUCCGCGACAGUCCUCACGCCUCCACUGCCCGAUACCCUCGAAACCAUCCGAACAUGCGGCAUUCUCUCCGCCCAAGAGCUCGAGUGGACCGAGACUAACGAUGUGGCGAAGCUACUAGCCCUCCUGGCAUCGCGAGAGGUGAGCUCCGUGCAGCUGACCACGGCAUUCUGCAAGCGGGCUGCCAUCGCGCAGCAGAUGACGAAGUGUCUGACGGAGAUCUUCUUCGACCGGGCGCUGGAGCGAGCCAAGCUGCUCGAUCAGAUGCUCGAGAGGGACGGGGUGGUGACGGGGCCGUUGCAUGGCUUACCUGUAUCUAUCAAGGACCGGUUUGACUUGCAAGGGGUGGACAGUACGGUUGGAUGGGUCGGUUUGAUCGGGAAACCGGCGCAGAGAUCCAGUUCGAUUGCCCGACUGCUGGAGUCAAUGGGUGCGGUGCUCUAUGUCAAGACAAAUAUCCCGCAGUCUCUGAUGAUGUCCGACUCCUACAACCAUGUCUUCGGCCAGUCCAUUAACGCGUUCAACCACGAGCUCAUCUCCGGCGGCAGCUCCGGAGGCGAGGGCGCCUUGAUCGGUGCUCGGGGCAGCAUCCUCGGCAUCGGCACGGAUAUCGGGGGCUCGAUUCGCAUCCCGGCCAACCUGCAGGGUCUCUACUCCAUCUGUCCCACGACGGGCCGUGUCCCGUGGGAUUGCUCCUUCAUGCACCAGCACUACCUGGUCCCUCCUGUCGCAGGCCCCAUGGCAAGGAGCCUCUCAACGAUCGAAUGCUUCAUGCGAGCGCUUCUGGACUCGAAUCCGUGGGACGUCGAUCCGGGAUGCAUCCCGAUCCCCUGGAGGAAGGAGCUGGCGGCUCUACCAAGCAGAAAGCUCCGAGUGGGAGUCGUCUUCGACGAUGGAGUGGUCAAGCCCCAACCUCCUAUAUCUCGUGCGUUGCGGGAAGUGGCUGCGAAGCUCAAAGCAGACGGUCAUGAAGUACUCGAAUGGAACACUUCCCUCCACGAAACCACCACAAAACUCUGGACAAAAGCCAUCCUCGCAGACGGGGGGACGCAUUGCAAGCACCUCUGCGACAUUGUCGACGAGCCUUUGAUCGAAGGUAUGGUGGUCGGGACUGCAGCAGACCAACUGACUCUCCUUGAACGGGAAAAGCUGGAGGAGGAGAAAUGGGCGCUGCAGGAGCGAUUCCUCAAACAGUGGAAAGACAGCGGCAUCGAUGCCCUACUCAUGCCGGUCACGCCCUGGGUUGGGUACAGGCCCAAGACGUGGGUAAAGAGUACCCAAUGGCUGGGCUACACGGCUCCCUGGAAUCUCCUCAACUACGCCGCGGUUACGGUUCCGGUGACGAGCGUUGAUCCAGCCCUGGAUGAACCCGAUGAGGAUUGGCUGGCGCAUAUGCCCCGGAACCAGUCCGAUGCAUUUAACCACGCUCAGUACGAUAUCGAGCUGGUGAAAAACAUGCCAGUCUGUGUCCAAAUUGUUGGAGGGCGCUUCGGGGAGGAGAAGGCUGUUGCCGUUGCGAAAGUGCUUGAUGAGCUUCUUCAUCUAUGA